GCGCAGGAGCAGGACAGACCUUGAAAAACUUGGGGAAGCACAAAGAAAAGACUGCUGUGAAGUUGAAUGUGAGGUUGGCUGUCAUAUCAGACAUCCGGUCAGUGUUUUUAAGUGAGCAGUUCAGGUUUCUAUGACAGGGAGGGACCUAACGUUACCUGUGAGUCUAGCAUGUAGACUGCUGACGGCACUGCCAUGAGCUUCACUGAGAAGUCACGAAAGUCUUGGAUUGAGGAAACUUUCUUCAAGAGAGAAUGUGUAAAGUUUAUCCCUUCCUCUCGAGACCUACACAGAUGUAUUCCCGUAUGUCAAGUAUGCCAAAACUUGAUCAGGUGCUGUUGUGGCCGUCUGAUGGUGGAGCACUCAUGGCAAGAUUCACUUCCCCCCAUAUCCCUCUAUCCUGGUCCAGGACAGGAUGUGGAAGAGGAGUGGUCCAUGCAGCUCCACACCAAAGCCAGUCCCACCAACGCCUAUGGGACCAUAGAUUUUCAGGACAGUGCGACACGCUCCUGUCGGGCCAAGUAUGUUCGCGUGGCUGUGGACUCAAAGCCAGAGAUUUUACUCCAACUGAUGCUGAGGGAGUGGCAGAUGGAGAGACCCAAGCUUCUACUGACAGUCCAGGGAGGCUCAGAGAACUUCACCCUUCCUCCUAAAGUCCAACAGGCCUUCAGCAAAGGACUGAUGACUGCUGCCCGCAGCACAGGGGCAUGGAUACUCACUGAUGGCAUUAAUACUGGUGUGUCUAAGUAUGUAGGCGAAGCAGUGAAAACAUUUGGGGGCCACGACUUGAGGAAGAGAAACACUGUUGGGAUCACACCAUGGGGAGUGAUUGACAACCUUACGGACCUUAUAGGCAGAGAUGUGUUCAGGCCUUACCAGCCACUGGGAAACCCUCUGAGUAAGAGAGCCUGUCUUAAUGGUUUCCACUCCCACUUUCUGCUGGUGGAUGAUGGAACGCUGGGAAAACAUGGCUGUCAGCAAGGCCUUAGGAGGAAAAUGGAGAAACACAUCCAAAUGCAAAAGAUACACCCUCGACUGAACCAAGGAGUGCCUGUGGUGUGUGUGGUGGUGGAGGGAGGCCCUGCCAUUGUGUCCACAGUGUUGGACUACGUUAGCAAUGUGCCCCCUGUGCCGGUGUUUGUGUUUGAAGGAUCGGGCAGGGCUGCUGACCUGCUUGCCUUCUUACACAAGCAGACAGCUGGUGACAGGCAGUUGGAUGCAGACAUUAAAGAGGACUUCCUUGUCAUGAUUGGAGAUGUGUUUGGAGUCGAGAGGCCAGAAGCCUCUAGCCUCUACACUCUCCUCCUGCAGUGUAUGGAUCACAGACAGUCUAUAAGCAUCUUUGACUCAGAAUCAGAGGACCAGAUGGCACCAGAUGCAGCCAUUUUGACCACUACACUUAAGGGCACGAAGGCCAGUCCUGCAGAGCAGUUGAGCAUGGCCCUAGCCUGGGACAGAGCUGACAUUGCACAGAAACACAUCCUGGUGUAUGGACAACACUGGCAGGUGGGUUCCCUGGAGCAAGCCAUGCUGGAUGCUCUGGUGAUGGACCGUGUCAGUUUUGUCAAACUGCUGAUUGACAACGGCAUGACUAUGAGUCGCUUCCUCACUGUGGAUCGCCUGGAGGAGCUCUAUAACACGCCACAGGGGCAGACUGACCGUUUUCUCCAUCACCUCAUUGAAGAUGUAAAACAAACCUCUCUGCCCCUAGGUUACCGCAUUUCUCUCAUUGAUGUGGGCCUUGUGAUAGAGUACCUCAUAGGAGGAGCGUACCGCAGCAUCUACACACGAAAACACUUCCGAGCUGCCUACAGCCGCUUGCAGGACAAGGAGGGCAGACGCAACAGUUCUUCCUCCUUGUCAAAACAGAGACGGGGAUUGAUACCAAACUCUUUGAGGGUCAGGAGUUCCCAAGACCUGCAUUUCUUUAGGACUGCACAGCCCUACAAACGCAAGGACCAAAAAGUGUCACCUGCGACAAGUCGAGAGAUAGUGUUGAGCCCUGGCUGUGAUGAUGCUCCGUUACUGGUUCCCUUCAACUUCAACGACCUGUUUGUGUGGGCCGUCCUUCAGCAGCGGCAGCAGAUGGCACUGUUCCUGUGGCACCAUGGUGAAGAAGCACUUGCACGUGCCACGGUGGCCUGUAAGCUUUAUCGCUCCAUGGCAACUGAAGCACGGCAAAGCAACAUUGAUGAUAACAUCUCGGAACGAUUCAAAGCGUAUUCACUUGAGUUUGGUCAGCUGGCAGUGGAUGCAUUAGACUGUGCAUUUCGUCAGAAUGAGCAGAUGGCCAUGAAGCUGCUGACUUCUGAGAUGGAGGCGUGGAGCCACUUCACCUGCCUGCAAAUGGCUGUCUCCUCUUGUCACAGACCAUUCGUGUCACAUUCCUGCACACAGACCCUCCUCACCGAUCUCUGGACUGGUCCACUUAACAUGAGAAAAAACUCCUUUCUGAAGAUCAUUCUGAGCCUUCUUCUGCCGCCUGCCAUCUUUCUUCUGGAGUUUAAAAGCAAAGCUGAAAUGUGCCAUGUACCACAGUCUCAUGAGGCAAUGCUGUUUGGACGUGACUCCAUGAAGUCUGAAGCAACCCAUGAGAAAGUGGAUCCGGUGGGCAGUCAGGAUGCUGAGCGUGGUCGGUCGUUCCAAGACAUAUGUCUCGGUCCAGUGUCAGAAACGGUUUCCUCUAUGAGCGUGCAGUGUCUGUCUUGGAUCAGAAAACUCUACGAAUUUUACACAGCUCCUGUUGUCAAGUUUUGGUUCCACACAAUGUCCUACUUAGCCUUUCUGAUGUUAUUCUCCUACACCAUCUUAGUGAAGAUGGGUGAUCAGCCAAGUGUUCAGGAGUGGCUGGUCAUAGCGUACAUCUUGUCCACUGCAGUGGAGAAAACCAGAGAGGUUCUAAUGUCAGAGCCGAGAAAGCUGAAGCAGAAGCUGAAGAUUUGGUUCUCAGAGUACUGGAACAUAUCUGACUUCAUUGCCAUCCUCCUAUUCCUGGCUGGAUUGGUGAUGCGUUGGCAUGAGGACCCGUACCGAACGGCCGGGCGCAUCUGCUACUGCCUGGACAUCAUCUUCUGGUUUGUCAGGGUGAUGGAUCUGCUGGCUGUCAAUCAGCAUGCUGGCCCUUACCUCACUAUGAUCACCAAGAUGACCAGUAACAUGUUCUUCAUUGUGGUGAUGAUGGCAAUCGUUCUGCUUAGUUUUGGGGUGUCCAGGAAGGCCAUCUUGUCGCCAAACGAAGAGCCGUCUUGGAGCCUAGCUCGAGACGUAGUCUUCCAGCCCUACUGGAUGAUCUAUGGAGAAGUCUAUGCAUCUGAGAUAAACCCAUGUGAUGAUGGUCAGUCAUGUCCUCCUGCUUCCUUUAUCACACCGUUCCUGCAGGCUGUCUAUUUGUUCUUCCAGUAUAUCAUCAUGGUGAACAUUCUCAUUGCAUUUUUUAACAAUAUCUACUUUGACAUGGCAUCAACAUCCAAUAAGCUGUGGAAGUAUAACCGCUAUCGCUACAUAAUGACUUACCAGGAGAGACCAUGGCUCCCUCCGCCCCUUAUCAUUUUUAGUCACAUGGCCCAAGGCUUGAGAGCCAUCUACAGGACAUUUAGCGGAGAUACUGAGCAGGAAGAGAGAUGCUCUGGACUUAAGCUCUUCUUGGGCCAUGAAGAUCGAAAGAAGCUCCACGAGUUUGAAGAGAAAUGUGUACAGGUUUACUUCCACGAGAAGAGUGAAGGUCUCCACAGCAGUCAGGUUAAUAGGAUCAGAACCACAGCUAAAAGAGCCGAGGAGAUGUUCAUGAUGAUGGGAGAGGUCUCAGAGAAGGUCAACUUCAUUCAGGACAGCCUGUCGGAGUUGGACUGUCAGCUGGGUCAACUCCAGGACCUGUCGGCGCUUGCUGUGGACACCCUAACGCUGCUGUCUGCUUCUGACAGCUUACAUCAGGAAGAGGCUCGCCUGGCUCAAUGCCGACCCAUCACAGUGUCCCAGCAUGUCCUCCCCCACAGCUGGACCCUCCCGCACAGAGGUGGAGCAGACUGUGAUGUGCUUAAUAUGCGGCGACUGAUGGCCAAACCGUGUAAAAGUACUCCGCCUUCAUUGCUGAAGGGCUAUACUCUGAUAGGGAGUAGACUGGCAUCACAGGAAUGCCAUGUGGGAGUCAAGGGGAGCAGGGGAGGAAGACAAGGACACAGAGAGGAGGGAGAGGAAGGAGCAAAGGAGGAGGCACAGGUUGCUGGUGUUCACCAUCCCAGUGACAUGUGGCUUGGAGUCUCUCGAUCUGCAUCCCAUGCUUCCUUUUCGCACCUUCAUGGAGGUGGAGUUCAUCUCAGUGGUUUCAGGGAUCAGACCCCCUUUGAGUCCUGUGGACCUUCCCGCUGUGGGUCUCCUCUUUCUUCCAGGUUUGUUGACAGAGGACUGGAGUCAUCACAUUAUAAACUCUGGUCCUGUGACCCGCACCUGUACCCCAGCCAGGAGGAGACCUCCAUGGAAGAGGAGGAAGAAGGAGAAGAAGGCAAAGAAGAGGCAAAGCAAAAGGAGGAGAUGGCACAAAUAUCCAGAACCUCAAGCAAUGUCGUCCUUCUUUCUCACCCUCAAGACUUCUCUGAGGGUUUAGUAAAUCCUGCCUUUUGUGAAGAUGAUUGCCAACAAAGUUCAAACACAUGUGGAAAACAAGUGAAAUACCCCAGGGGGGCGUUCCUGUCAAGGGACCGCCCCUAUGGCUACUGCAGGUCUCUGUCAUCCAGCAUGGAGAAUAUGACUUUCCCUGGGGUACCCCGCAGUCCAGUGAGGGGAUCUUUUCCUUCCCUUAAUGACCCAGUAAACAAAGGUGGCCAGACCUUUAGGGAUGAGACAUCACUACAAUGCAGCAGGAGCAGAGAGUGGUCAAAGUCCUCGGACUUCACUCAAGACCAAGACAGCAAAAGAAGCUGUCAGAACAGGAAGACAGUCAAGAUACAAGAGAGCAACCCAGACACUGAAACCAUGCAUUCUCAUUUGUCUGAUGCCUGCUGGAGAAGGCGCCGAUGGUUGAAAGGAGAACCUACAUGUUGGUCAGCUUCAACCAGCCUCAGUCAGCUCAACUUUGAACCCAUGGAUUUGUUGCAGAAGCAAGUGUUUUCACACCAGGAUGUGUGGAGCCCCACUCAUUCAACAUGGAACAGCUGGGCCAGACCUAUGAGCCGCAGGUCUUCUUUACAGAGUGGCAUUGCCUCUGAAGCCAAGAGCGCCUCUUUCCAGUCCACUGAUAAUCUGUAUCCACAUUAUUCAGCCAUGGAGAGAAACAAUCUGAUGAGACUGGCUCAAACCAUCCCCUUCACUCCUGUUUCCAUUCUGGGAGGUGAACAGGUGAGCAUUUACUCUUUGGAGGAAGCACACUCUGAUGCUGACCCUGAAUCCAACACAGUGUCCUCCUGGUCGUCAAGAGGCCUGUCUGCUAUGCUGCAGCGCCUUGCCAGUGAAGAGGGCUCUCUGGAUGGGGGUCUUCGGCGGGGUUGCAGGGUGCUGUGUACCUGGGCAGAGGGGGACGUGCUGAGACCUGGUCUGGUAUACGUGGUUAAAGCCUUCAGGCCGGAGGUGGUUCGUGCCUGGCAGAAGUGCUUCCAUGGGAGCACAGCACUGCAGCUUUGUUUGAGGGAGAUCCAGCAGCAGAGAGCAGCCCAGAAGAUGAUGCAGGUGUUCAAUCGGGUCAAACCUGGUGACAUGCACCACUCACCAAGAUUUCUAGAUGUGUCCCUGGUCCUCUGGCAUUCGAAUGGCCAGUGGCUGACUAUUGAGAGGAACAUGUCUGGUCACUUCAGGAAGUACAACAACAACACAGGAGAAGAGAUCACCCCCCUCUGUUCUCUGGAAGAAAUGCUCCUGGCAUUCUCCCAUUGGACCUAUGAGUACUCUAACAGAGAGCUGCUUGUGCUCGAUAUACAAGGUGUAGGCGAGCAGCUGACUGAUCCAACUGUCAUCAUGGCAGAUGUCGAAAGCAGCAGGAAUGAGAUGCUUUUUGGUCCUGAUAACCUGGGAGUGACUGCCAUUAAUGGUUUCCUGCAAAAACACACAUGCAGUGCCUGCUGCCGCAGACUGGGCCUAGCAGAUUUAAGGAGGCGCCCGGACAGCUGCGAGAACAGCGGUGAGGCCGAGCAGACAUCAGGGGAAGAAGAACAAGAGGACGAUUGAAACCAGGAUGUAACCUUUGACCCAGGAAGUAGGGAAAAUAGACACAUACAC
Messenger RNA from Scomber scombrus (Atlantic mackerel), 6201 nucleotides. It is a transcript of the gene trpm6, whose product is annotated as transient receptor potential cation channel, subfamily M, member 6. Gene Ontology annotation, cellular component: apical plasma membrane. The record is from RefSeq and is a predicted model, not a curated record. The transcript has 40 exons. Gene Ontology annotation, biological process: protein phosphorylation; protein tetramerization; monoatomic cation transmembrane transport. Bases 193 to 6150 code for a protein of 1985 amino acids. Gene Ontology annotation, molecular function: monoatomic cation channel activity; protein serine/threonine kinase activity; ATP binding. NCBI's taxonomy places the organism in Eukaryota, Metazoa, Chordata, Actinopteri, Scombriformes, Scombridae.